GAUGUAGUCGAAUCGGUGCGGGUGGCAGCAUUUGGUGACGCAAACGGGCGGCGUUGGACGAGGCGAGGAGGGUCGUACCGUGAAUCAGUUUGCUUUUUCUUUCAAUUAUUUUUUCAUUUGUUGACUCAGUUACACAAAAAGAUAAAGAGAAAAAAUGUCCCCGGGGUUGAGUUGCCCAGUUGGUUCGCAUAAGUGGACGUCGUCUCGGCAGCCGCAGUGAGUGCGAGGAAGCCAACACGAGGAAGUCGACCGAGGCGCGUUGUCCCCGGAGGUGGUUUUCCGAGAUUUUUUCGAACCCAAAAGUGCAUCAAGCGUUGUGCAGUUGACGAACGCGCGCGCGGUAGUGGAAUCGGGUCCUCGUUGCUCGUGGUGAUCGCGUCUGGAUCGAACAGUGUCGAGCUACUAUCGACGGCGAUCUUGGUGUGGGACCUAGAAUGAGGAUAUUCGUCAUUGUCGUGUGUGGACUGGUAACCGUUCUGAAGUGCUGCGGAUCAACGACAGUGAACAGUGAAAGUGAUUCGUCAUUGGGACGAGAAGUGCCGAAUAGAUGGGAUAGCUUGAACCGUCUGCUCAGUCCGAAGCGGAACGAUGGCGAAGAAGAACGAAACAAGGUCAACUAUGACGUUUACGUAACACCGGUGAUGUCCCGGCGUGUGGAGUUGCGCGCCAAAAACCCGUUGCUCUCGUGGCUGGCGAAUGUGUUGAACUUCGGUGGAGGCCAGUCGGAAGGAGAUCCAACUAUCGAACCCAAACCAGGAGAUUGUCCAAAGUGCACAUGUGGUGUCUCAUUGGUAACAUCCCGCAUAGUUGGUGGAGUCAUAGCUGACAUAAACGAGUUUCCUUGGAUGGCGAUGCUGCACUAUCGGGGGACGUUCUACUGCGGCGGAACCUUAAUUAGCGACCGCUACGUGCUGACGGCGGCGCACUGCGUCCUCAACUUUAAACCCAGCCAAAUCACAGUUAAAUUGUACGACACACGAGAGGCUCGAAUGGUCACGAAGUCGGUCGAGAAGCUACACGGGAACGAACGGUUUAGCUUGGACACCUUCAACAACGAUAUUGCUUUGGUAAAGCUACAAAAGGUGCUGAAUGUAAAGGAUCACUUUGUGACGCUGUGUUUACCGAGCCCGGGAAAAACCUUUUCCGGAUUGGAUGGGACCGUUUCCGGGUGGGGAAAACUGUCCAAUGGAAGUCUGUCGCACACGUUGCAGCAGGUUAAAGUGCCCAUUAUGACCAAUCAGCAGUGCAAGAAGAGUGCAUACCGGGCGUCGCGGAUCACCGAUAACAUGAUGUGCGCGGGCUUUCCGGAGGGCGGUCACGAUGCUUGCCAGGGCGACAGUGGCGGACCGCUACAGGUGGGUGACGCAAACUUCCGCGAACUCGUCGGCAUUGUAUCGUGGGGCGAGGGAUGCGCCAAACCCAACUAUCCCGGAGUGUACACCCGAGUCAACCGAUAUCUACAGUGGAUCAAGAGCAACGCAAAGGACGGCUGCCUGUGCGAGCCGCCAGAAUAGUAUAAUUACAUACCCACCUGUCUAUUAUAGUAACUUGCCAAUGAAGCCCACACGGUGAUGUAUAGUUUUAUUGUGUUACUGUUAUUUGGUUCUAUUGUUAGAACUGAGUUGUUAAACGAGUAAGCCGAGUAAAUUUCCGACAUGUCAAUAAAUUAUCUUUAUUGAGAACAA
This is a messenger RNA of Aedes albopictus (Asian tiger mosquito), 1685 nucleotides long. RefSeq names its product trypsin-1. NCBI's taxonomy places the organism in Eukaryota, Metazoa, Arthropoda, Insecta, Diptera, Culicidae. The record is from RefSeq and is a predicted model, not a curated record. Gene Ontology annotation, biological process: proteolysis. Gene Ontology annotation, molecular function: serine-type endopeptidase activity. The transcript has 3 exons. The coding region runs from base 435 to 1514 and encodes 359 amino acids.